CAGUUUGCUGAUCUUGAAAUAGAAUUAUGCAAAGAAACAUGUCAGAAACCAGACCCAGAUAAGUUAAUAUUUGGACACACAUUCUCAGAUCACAUGCUGGAAGUCAAGUGGGACAUUGAUAAAGGUUGGAGUGCACCUAAAAUUUGUCCUUUUCAUGAUCUGACCAUUCAUCCUGCUUCUAAAGUGCUACAUUAUGCUUCACAGUUGUUUGAAGGCUCGAAAGCCUAUAGAGGAUACGAUAACAAGGUUCGACUGUUUAGACCAGAUCUGAAUAUGGAACGAAUGAAAAGAACUGCUGAAAGAUCUGCUCUGCCUACAUUUGAUACAAAUGAGUUGGUAAAAUGCAUCAAGAAGUUGGUUGAAGUUGACAAGGACUGGGUGCCUGCAUCACUGAAGAGUUCACUGUACAUCCGACCUACCCUCAUUGGAACUGAGCCUUCAUUAGGUGUGAACAAAUCAAAUGAAGCCCUACUGUAUGUUAUCACAGGGCCAGUGGGACCAUACUUUCCUACCGGAUUCAAACCCGUUUCACUCCUGGCUGACCCUCAGUAUGUGAGGGCCUGGGAAGGGGGUUGUGGCGCUUUUAAAAUGGGAGCAAACUACGCUCCAACAGUCAUGAUACAAAGAGAUGCUGUGGCACGGGGAUGCCAGCAAGUCCUCUGGCUCCAUGGGUCUGAUCACCAAAUUACAGAAGUCGGUACCAUGAACUUUCUUAUGUAUUGGGUCAACAAGAAUGGAGAGGAGGAACUGGUGACACCUGAUCUGGAGUCAGGACUGAUCCUACCAGGAGUCACGCGACAAUGCAUUCUUGAUCUGGCUAGGGAAUGGAACACAGUGAAGGUCGUGGAGAGGAAGUUGUGCAUGGAAGAGCUGCUGGAGGCCAUAGAAGAAAAACGGAUAAAGGAGUUGUUUGGGGCGGGAACGGCGUGCGUGGUCUGCCCGAUUGAGAGCAUCCUAUACAAGGAUCAGAAGAUUUUUGUGCCCACUGAUACAAGUGACAAAGCUCUGUCUAUAAAAUUUUACAAUGCAUUACAUGAUAUACAGUAUGGUAAAGUUGAACAUCCAUGGACAACCUUGAUAAGCGAAACGUAA
This is a messenger RNA of Helobdella robusta, 1092 nucleotides long. RefSeq lists its product as hypothetical. Gene Ontology annotation, molecular function: branched-chain-amino-acid:2-oxoglutarate transaminase activity. Lineage: Eukaryota; Metazoa; Annelida; Clitellata; Rhynchobdellida; Glossiphoniidae. The annotation marks the transcript as partial. The transcript has 9 exons. Gene Ontology annotation, biological process: L-valine biosynthetic process; L-leucine biosynthetic process. The record is from RefSeq and is a predicted model, not a curated record. Gene Ontology annotation, cellular component: mitochondrion.